Solea senegalensis (Senegalese sole) is the source of this 3224-nucleotide messenger RNA. RefSeq names its product unc-45 myosin chaperone A (gene unc45a). Gene Ontology annotation, molecular function: Hsp90 protein binding. NCBI's taxonomy places the organism in Eukaryota, Metazoa, Chordata, Actinopteri, Pleuronectiformes, Soleidae. The record is from RefSeq and is a predicted model, not a curated record. The transcript has 19 exons. Bases 135 to 2963 code for a protein of 942 amino acids.
UCCACACCCGGAAGCUACUAAAGAUGUAACAUGUUUCGCUGAAGUUAGCGGUGUUUGAGAUUAAGUAGACGAAAAUUAAACUAUAUGUUCCACAUUUUUCGGGAUAAAGCUGUAUUGUGUGUUGCACUACGAAGAUGAGCGAAAGUGACAAACAAAUGCAGCCUGCAGCCAUGAAGGAAGAGGGCAACUCUCUGUUCAAGGCAGGAGACAUGCAGGGAGCUGUCGGCUGUUACACCAGAGCACUGAAGCUGAGUGAAAGCCAAGCAGACAGAGCUAUUCUCUACCGCAACCGCUCAGCCUGCUACCUCAAACUGGAGGAUUACAGCAAGGCAGAGGCUGAUGCCUCCAAAGCUCUUGAUACUGACCCGGGUGAUGUCAAAGCCAGGUUCAGGAGAGCUCAGGCUUUCCAGAAACUUGGUCGGUUUGACCAGGCCUUUCUGGAUGCUCAGCGGUGUGCUCAGCUGGAGCCCAAAAACAAAGCCUUCCAAGAUUUGCUCAGACAGCUAGGAGCCCAGAUCCAUCAGAAGUCAGCACAAUCAAAUUCCACAGAUGCCCGUGUGCAGCAGAUGUUCUCCCUCCUUUUGGAUGCUUCUGCAAAAGAGUCAGAUCGACAGAAGGCUGCUCAGAACCUUGUGGUGUUGGCUCGAGAAGAGGCAGGAGCUGAGCAGAUCUUCCGCAAUGAUGGAGUGAAGCUGAUUCAGAAACUUCUCCUGUCAAAGCAGGAGGAGGUGGUCCUUUCUGCGCUGAGGACACUGGUUGGUUUGUGUACAGGGCAUCAGUCCAGAACUAUGGCUAUAGUGAAUGAGUUGGGAAUGGAGCAGCUGUGCACAGUAAUGGGAUCGGGGGCCUCCACUGUGUCUCUGGCUGCCUGCCACCUACUGCAGGUGAUGUUUGAGGCUUUAACUGAGGGGAUGAAAAGAGAGGUCAGAGGGAAAGAUGAAGCCAUACUUCCUGAGCCGUCCAAGGAGCUACGCUCGAUGUUGGGGCAUCUCUUGGGGAUGUUGACAGCAUCUAAUGUGUCAGGACCAGGCAGAGACAGUGCCAUUAACCUCCUGGUCAAACAAGUUCCCCGCAAGUCUUUGAAAAACCCAGACAAUUCCCUCACAUUGUCAGUAAUAGACCAGGGGCUGAAGAAAAUCCUGGAGGUGGCUGGGACAGUAGUUGAGCUCUCAGAGGGACUACCUCUUACAGAUAACACCCACAUGAGCUGCUCUGUUUUGCUUAGCAAACUCUAUGAUGACCUGAAAAGUGAAAAGGAGCGGGAGAACUUCUACAAACUUUGUGAAGAAUAUGUUCAGCAGCACUUCAGUCAAUCCGGGCUGAAUGCCAAGUUGCGAGCCAUCCAGACUGUAUCGGCCCUCCUGCAAGGACCUAGUGAUGUGGGCAACAGAACUCUGGAAAUGUCGGGAAUGAUGGACGCUGUGAUCUCUCUGUGUGCCUCUGAAGAUGUAACUCACCAGCAGGUAGCAGUGGAGGCUCUGAUCCAUGCUGCUGGCAAGGCCAAGAGAGCCUCCUUCAUCACAGCUAAUGGAGUGGCACUUCUGAAGGACCUGUAUAAGAAGAGUGAGAAUGACAGGAUACGUGUGAGAGCCUUAGUGGGUUUGUGCAAACUUGGAUCGGCAGGAGGGACAGAUUUCAGCAUGAAACAGUUUGCAGAGGGAUCCACACUAAAGCUUGCCAAGCAGUGCAGGAAGUGGCUAUGUAAUGAGUCUCUGCCUCCAACCUCCCGUCGCUGGUCUAUAGAAGGCCUUGCCUACCUCACCUUUGAUGCUGAUGUGAAGGAGGACUUGGUAGAAGACAAGAGUGCUUUGCUGGCCAUGUUCGAACUAGCAAAGUCUGAGGAUAAGACAGUGCUCUUUGCGGUGGGCUCCACAUUAGUGAAUUGCUCCAACAGCUAUGAAGUGGAGAAGCCAGAUCCUCAGAUGGUGGAGUUGGCCAAAUAUGCAAAGCAGCAUGUGCCUGAGGAUCACCCUAAGGAUGCACCAUCUUAUGUGGAGAAAAGGCUGGUGAAGCUUCUGGAGGCUGGUGUAGUAUCUGCACUGGUUUGUAUGGUCAAACAGGAAAGUCCAGCCCUCACUGAGGCUUGUAGAGAGUGUAUCGCCAGGGUGUUCUUGGCUUUGGUGCAACGGCAGGAAGACAGAGGCACUGUGGUGGCGCAGGGUGGAGGAAAGGCUCUGAUCCCGCUGGCAUCUGACAACACGGAUGCAGGGAAAGUCAAAGCAGCACAAGCCCUGGCAAAGAUAACCAUCACAUCCAACCCAGAAAUUGCCUUUCCAGGAGAAAGGAUCUAUGAGGUAGUGCGCCCACUCGUCAGUCUACUAAGUCUUGAAUGCACCCUGCUGCAGAACUUUGAAGCACUCAUGGCUCUCACCAACUUGGCUGGCAUCAGUGAUAGACUCAGACAAAAGAUCACAAAAGAAAAGGCUCUUCCAAAAAUUGAAGGCUACAUGUUUGAGGAACAUGAACUGGUUCGAGCCUCAGCCACAGAGUGCAUGUGUAAUUUGGUAUUAAACACAGAGGUGCAGAAGCUGUACUUGGCCACAGGGAAUGAUCGCCUGAAGCUGCUCGUGCUCUACAGUGGCGAGGAUGAUGAGAGGCUGCGAAGAGCUGCAGCAGGAACUCUAGCAAUGCUGACCGCUGAGCAGCCAGAGCUCUGUGCCCGCAUCCCUGGAACAACAACCCAUUGGCUUGAGAUUAUGCAGGCACUGCUGCUCAGUGAAAUAUCUGACCUACGCCAUCGUGGAGUGGUCAUUGUCCAGAACUUGAUUCAGGCAGAGAAGAGCCUGGCUGAGACCAUCAUGGAGAGCGAAGCUCUGGAGAUCCUGUCUGUCCUGGCAAAGGGAGGGGAGGACACGGCAAAGCAGGUUUCAAAGAUAGCGCAGAGCUGCCUGGACAAGGCAGUGGAGUACGGCAUCAUCAAAAACAGGGAAGGAAGGGAAAAGGACAAAGGAAUGGAACCCUGAAUAGAGCACACAGUGUGUCUGUGUUUGAGACAACAACAAAAAUGGUGUAAAACUAUAAAGAAAGAGUUAUUACAUAUAAAACAAGCAAAGUCACAUGGGCCUAUUUUAUUACACAUGAAAUAUAACUGUAUUUUCAAGUUACUAUGUGUUCUUUCAUGUACAUCUAGAAAUGUGUUGGAUUUCUUUUACAUUCUUUGCUACAGAUUGUAAUUUUUAUUGUAAUUAUUCCAUAAUUAUGGUCAGGUUUUGUUUUGCAUUGUU